UUGAUUUGUUCGUGCACUGUGUAUUCUUGUGAAGAAAAACGAAGAGUGUAAAUCCCCGUUUAAGAAUUUCGAAAAGCUAGUGCAACGGUUUGUCAACCACCUGUAUCGAGUACUGCUGCCUAAAAAUCGAUACUUGUGUGUCGAGUAAAAAACAUGCUGCCAAACUUUGCCCAUACAUCGUCUCAGGAUCUCGUAGUGGAAAUCGAGUUGACCAUCUCAGCUAAGUCUUUGCUAAACAAAGAUGUUCUCUCCAAGUCAGACCCCAUUUGUCUUGUUUACAUCCAGCCCCAAAAUAACUCAACAUGGCAAGAACACGGUAGAACCGAAGUCAUAAAGAAUAACUGCAAUCCAGAAUUUGCUACCAAGAUUAUUAUCGGCUAUCGCUUUGAAGAACAACAGAAGCUAAAAUUUAAAAUCUAUGACAUGGAUGGUUCCAGUCCUGUGUUGGAUGAUCAUGAUUUCCUAGGAGAGGCUGAAUGUUCACUGGGUCAGAUUGUCUCUUCUGUAAAUUUUAUAACAGCACUUCGCCAUCCCAGUUUCAAGAGCAAGGGACAGUUGUGCAUUCGUGCUGAAGAAGUCGGCGACUCACGUAAAGAAGAGGUUGAAUUCAUUUUCAGUGCUGAGGGAUUCAAGAAAAGCGGUUUAUUCAGCAAACCAGACCCGUUUUUAGAAAUUUUCAGAGAAGACACCUUAAUCCAUCGCACGACGUUCAUUAAGAACAAUUGCAAUCCGCAAUGGCCGAAAUUUACUGUACCGAUGCGAGCGCUGUGCGCUAAAAAUGGCCAAGAUGUCAAGCUUUUACUUCGGUCCUGGAAUUACAACAAGAAUGGAAACCAUAAACUACUUGGGGAAAUCGACGUUACCAGAAAUGGUAUUUGUAAUGCUCCACAGACAUUUAAUCUUAUGAAUAAGGGUAAAAUCUCCGGAAAACUUUACGUGAAAGAGGCUGUCCCCAAACGAACGUACUCUUUUCUCGACUACGUCAUGGGAGGCACUCAAUUGAACUGUACAAUCUCAAUUGAUUUUACAGCUUCAAAUGGCAGUCCAAACACUGUGGGAUCUUUACAUUACAUGGGACCAUCUCCUACACCGUACGAGCAAGCGCUACAGUCCGUCGUCUCGAUCAUCCAAGAUUAUGACAGUGAUAAACAGCUUCCGGUACUAGGUUUUGGAGCAAAAGUACCGCCCAAUGGUUCCUUGUCUCAUGAAUUUUUCGUCAACAUGUCUUCAAAUCCAUAUUGCACGGGCGUUGAAGGCGUAAUCGAGGCUUAUAGAAAUUGUCUGCCAGUUGUUCAGUUGCAUGGACCCACAAACUUUGCUCCGGUAAUCAACCACGUCACACGCUUUGCCUCUACGUACCCUAAUGGGGAUCAUUAUUUCAUUCUUCUUAUUCUGACGGAUGGAGCCAUUUCUGAUAUGCAUGAUACUAAGGAGGCCAUCAUCGUUGCGUCCCACUUACCGAUCUCCAUCAUCAUUGUCGGAAUCGGAAAUGCAGAUUUUUCGUCGAUGAUGGAAUUAGAUGGCGACAAUCGCAGAUUGAAUUUAAAUGGCAAAUUUGCCAGCCGUGACAUUGUGCAGUUUGUUGCGUUUCGUGAUUUCUCAAAUGGGGCUGACUCGGUUUGGGCUUCUCGUGAACUAGCUAGGGCUCUUCUUGCUGAAGUGCCUACCCAAUUCUUAGCCUUCAUGAAAUAUAAAAAGUUAACACCGAAAGGGGAAGGAAGCCACUUAAUUUAACAUGUACUAAAUAAAAAUGAAUUUAUUAAAAGCAUUUAAAUUGUUGAAUGA
Messenger RNA from Daphnia carinata, 1785 nucleotides. Its product is annotated as copine-8-like. Lineage: Eukaryota; Metazoa; Arthropoda; Branchiopoda; Diplostraca; Daphniidae. Gene Ontology annotation, molecular function: calcium-dependent phospholipid binding. Gene Ontology annotation, cellular component: plasma membrane. The record is from RefSeq and is a predicted model, not a curated record. The transcript is spliced from 6 exons. Bases 154 to 1734 code for a protein of 526 amino acids. Gene Ontology annotation, biological process: cellular response to calcium ion.